AUGUCUACCCCAUCUUUCGAAAAGCAUGGUGACACAAAAGCUCUGCCGAGCAACGAUGCCGAGGUGGUUAUGGAGGGAGAAAGCUACGAGGUGACCGACCAUGGUGCAGACUCACAACUGAAGCGACAGCUGGGAUCCCGUCAUAUUAGUAUGAUCGGUCUGGCGUCCUCCAUUGGCAUGGGUCUCUGGCUUGGAUCAGGAACCUCGUUGAUGAACGCCGGUCCAGCUGGUAUAUUCAUCGGUUAUCUGCUGUCUGGGAGCAUCAUUUGGAGUGUCAGCCACAGUAUUGGAGAGAUGGCAAUCAUGUAUCCCCUGCCUAGCGCCUUCGUGCAAUGGACCAACACUUUUGUCGAUCAAUCCGCCGGCUUUGCCCUGGGUUGGGCCUACUGGCUUUCAUUCUGGAUCACAAUUGCCAACGAAUUACAAGGUGUCGUGACUGUUAUCGGGUUCUGGACAAGUGCGGUCCCGACAGCUGCUUUGAUUACCAUUUUCUGGCUCGUUAUCGUCGCCAUGAACGUCGGUGCUGUGAAAUGGUUCGCCGAGAUCGAAGUAGUUGCUGCUACCAUUAAAUUCGGCUUUAUCUUUAUCGUGAUCAUCUCCGGCAUUGUCCUGUCAGCGGGUGGUGGCCCCGAAGGCGGCUACCCAGCCAGACCGGGAGGUACCAUCGGGUUCCAGUUCUGGAACGAGAUGCCCUUCAUCAACGGGUUCAAGGGAUUCAUCUCCGUCAUGCCGACUUGUAUCUUUGCGCUAUCCGGAUCCGAGAAUGCCGGUCUCGUUGCUGCUGAGACGAGCAACCCUCUCCGAUCGGUCCCCAAAGCCGUAAAGUCAAUGUGGAUCCGAUUGAGUCUGUUCUAUAUUCUCGGCAGCUUGAUCAUCACAAUCAACGUUAGCCCUCUGGAUGACAACCUGUUUGGUGGAUCCGGCACCAACGCCAGCCCCUUCGUUAUCAUGUACCGAAAUGCUGGAGUGCAACCGCUCGCACACAUCAUGAACGCUGUGAUUCUCAUCUCAGUCCUCUCUACCGGUGGCAUCUCCGGAUACGGUGGAUCUCGCAUCUUGGUCGGUCUAUCUCAGCUCGGCAUGGCUCCAAAGAAGAUGCAAAACACCGAUAGCUGGGGUCGUCCGUGGUGGGGCCUUGCUCCUACUCUCAUCAUUGGAGGAGGUCUAGCCUACCUCAACGUUAGCGACAGCGGCUCAACCGUAUUCGGCUGGUUCUCCAACUUGACAUCUCUAUUUACUCUCUUCGGGUGGGGCAUGAUCUGUCUAUCCCACAUCCGUAUGCGCGCCGCCUGGAAAGCCCAAGGCCGUACCCUGGCCGAGCUUCCAUGGAAGUCAUGGGCUUUUCCUUGGGCCGCAUACUGGGGCCUGUUCUGGUGCUCUCUUCUCAUCAUUGUGGAAUUCUAUCUCGCCGUAUGGCCACUUGGCGACAAGCCGAGUGCGAAGAACUUCUUCGCAAACUACCUGUCUGUUGUAGCCAUCUUGUUCCUGUACAUUGGAGCUAAGAUCUACUACGGUGGCAGACGGUGGAAUGAUCUCCUAGAGAUCGACCUCGAUGCAUCCAGGAGAUUUUAUGCUCCGAAAGAUGCAGAGAGUGGCGAGCGGAAGAGCUUCGUCAAGAAGUGGCUCAAGUUUCCCUCUAAGAACUAA
This is a messenger RNA of Penicillium verhagenii, 1647 nucleotides long. Its product is annotated as putative amino acid transporter. Gene Ontology annotation, molecular function: amino acid transmembrane transporter activity. The transcript has 3 exons. Gene Ontology annotation, cellular component: membrane. Gene Ontology annotation, biological process: amino acid transmembrane transport. The coding region runs from base 1 to 1647 and encodes 548 amino acids. The record is from RefSeq and is a predicted model, not a curated record. Lineage: Eukaryota; Fungi; Ascomycota; Eurotiomycetes; Eurotiales; Aspergillaceae.